AUGCAUGCACAGCUACAGCAAGAAGUCCCAGCAGUUCAAGACGUCUUGCGCCAGCAUGUCGACCUCUUCGCCACUGAUGACAAUGAUCUGGGCCUUCACGAAGAGACUGAACAUUCUUUUGACCUUGUGCCUGACGCAUUACCAUAUGCCCGUGAACCUUACAGAUACAGCAACGAGGGACGCGGCUUCAUUGAGCGCCAGUGUCAAGAGCUUCUUGCGAAUGAGAGUGAGCUCAACGGAGCCACAAACCUAAUGGCAUCAUAUGGAUUGGAGCACUCCUACAACAAAUUCAGCGGUCAUGAGGUCAAGGACCAGCUCAGUGCUUGCUUGCCCAAUAUGCCAGGCAACAUCGAUGCUCCCGGCGGUCAAGACAACAGUUCACUACGCUCUCUCAUCAAAAAGCCACCCGUCUGUGGAAAGGAACUCCUGGCCCUUACCGUCGCCCAACUGUUUGGCUUCAGGCUUCAUCCCGGACCGCUGCCUGAACAGUAUUGCAUGAUGAGUCAUCAGCCACAGCGAAACAAGCACAAGCAUAAAAAGCACAAACACAAAUGGGUGACACUCCCAAUCAUGAAACUGGAAUAUGCCUCGGAUGCCUCCCACGAGAAUAAACACAAGCAGAAGCGGAACGACGAAGAGAAAGAACGAAAGAAAAAAGAAGAAAGAAAAAAGGAGAAAGAGACGCACAGUCCCGAAGCCAGCUGA
This is a messenger RNA of Dermacentor silvarum, 705 nucleotides long. Its product is annotated as mediator of RNA polymerase II transcription subunit 19-like. Bases 1 to 705 code for a protein of 234 amino acids. Gene Ontology annotation, molecular function: transcription coregulator activity; transcription factor binding. The record is from RefSeq and is a predicted model, not a curated record. The transcript has a single exon. Lineage: Eukaryota; Metazoa; Arthropoda; Arachnida; Ixodida; Ixodidae. Gene Ontology annotation, cellular component: mediator complex. Gene Ontology annotation, biological process: positive regulation of transcription by RNA polymerase II.